Messenger RNA from Monopterus albus (swamp eel), 2764 nucleotides. It is a transcript of the gene prox2, whose product is annotated as prospero homeobox 2. Bases 123 to 2123 code for a protein of 666 amino acids. The record is from RefSeq and is a predicted model, not a curated record. The transcript is spliced from 5 exons. Gene Ontology annotation, molecular function: RNA polymerase II cis-regulatory region sequence-specific DNA binding; DNA-binding transcription factor activity, RNA polymerase II-specific. Gene Ontology annotation, cellular component: nucleus. Gene Ontology annotation, biological process: regulation of transcription by RNA polymerase II. NCBI's taxonomy places the organism in Eukaryota, Metazoa, Chordata, Actinopteri, Synbranchiformes, Synbranchidae.
CCACUCCCCUGCACUCCCACUGUUCACCUCACAGUCAGCGCAGGCCAUCGGCUCGACAGCACGUAUCAGCGCAACAGAUUGCUGCAUUCCAAAUAACCUCCUAACCAGUUUUCCCAGUCAGCAUGAACCUCAGUCUUUCUAACCAGAACAUGCAUAACUCCAGUGAAGGCUGCCUUGGGGACGACAAACCUGACAUCAUGUUGCCUUGUUUCCACAGAGCCAUGUAUGAGGAACCUCUGCCCUCAUACUCCAGCGGAUCCAUCAUCUCUCAGCUCCUCCGCAAGACCAUCCACAACAAGAGGGCACUAGAUGAAAGCCAUUUCUACCUUUCCAGCUCCACCCCCGCUGACUCCAGCCAGGAGGACCAGAGCAGUGUCUCCUCAAAAGACAGCAUGGUGGAAGCUCAAUCCCCCAACAGUCAUGCUUCUACAGGAGCCAGCGCAGAGGGGGAGCAUCACGUGACUGACCACUUGCAAGCCAAGAGGGCUAGAGUGGAGAACAUCAUCAGGGUCAUGGUGGGUUCUCCCAACAGCAGGCAGCAUGGACACAGUGACACAGAUACCAGAGACACGAGGGAGGCCAGAGAAGCAUUCAGGGAGAACAAACGUAAGCAGAGGCUGCCUCAGUAUCAGGAUCACAGUGCUGGGGGGCUGCUGGGCAAAACACCUGGAUGCUGCAAUAGUGAAAACUGCAACACCAAGCACGAGGAGUGUCACAAGCUGAAAGAGCAGCUCCACAGCAUGCAAAGGCUCCUGCAUCAGCUCCAGGAAAAGUUCCUUCAAGUUUACAACCAGGAAGACAGAGAUGAGAUAGAGGUUGCUGCUGAGCAUGACAUCCCGGGUGAAAGCACUGAGGUGCAAUACGUACACUCUCAAGAUGAUUUUAGAAAGAAGAAUAGCAGGAUGAGUACAGAGUAUAAGGACCAAAGGAAAGUAGUAAGCUGUGUGGUACACCAGAGAGAAAGUCAGAGUCUACAGGAAACCCUUAAGCAGGAGCUCUCCAAGGCUGUUAGUGAGUGUGUGGACAGGGUGUUCAAGAAGGUGUCUUCCGCAGGGCUGGACCUCUCCUCUCAGUCACAUAUGUCCUCAUCUCCAGAAAUGCAGCUAAGCAUGAGUGCAGACAGUAGGAGCAAACUGGCCAGCUCCACACAGGAACAGCCCCAGGCCGAGGAGGCUGCAGUGAAACCCCGGUCUCUGGAGUACUAUGAAAACUCUGAGGCCCAAAGCCCACAGGACCAGACAGAAGCAUUAUCACUGGUGGUCCGCAAGCCAGCAGUGACACCCCUGAGCUCAGUCACCCCAACAGUGACACGGCCCUAUCCUGUGCACCAGACAUCAUUUCAGUUCAAUUACAGCACCCCUCUGCAUGACAGCCAGAUCCUCGAGCACCUUCUCAAGUAUGGACCCCAUUCCAGCUUUGGAGGUUUGCCUUGCAUGCCCCCAUCACUGGACAGGACCUCCCCAGACUCAGUGGACCUGCCCUGGGAUACCAUUGCUAUGAGGUCCAAGGUGACAUCCAGCCACCUCAGCCACCACCCUUGUCCCUCUUCCCUGGGGGCAGUGAUGGUCGACAACCUGUGUCUUCCUCACGUCAAGAUCGAGUGUGGUGAACUGCAGAGCAUGGCUGAACGAAACCCCUACAUGUCUCUUAAUAUCCAGGAGGGUCUCACCCCAAGUCAUCUGAAGAAGGCAAAGCUCAUGUUCUUUUACACCCGCUACCCCAGCUCCAAUGUGCUGAAAACCUUCUUUCCUGAUGUCAAGUUCAACCGUUGCAUCACCUCUCAGCUGAUCAAGUGGUUCAGUAACUUCAGGGAGUUCUACUACAUCCAGAUGGAGAAGUACGCCCGCCAGGCCAUUGUUGACGGCAUCCGUGAUAUCACAGACCUCACAGUUAGCAGGGACUCAGAGCUGUUCCGGGCACUGAACAUGCACUACAAUAAAGCCAAUGACUUCCACGUUCCUGACAGAUUCCUGGAGGUUGCUGAAAUCACCUUGCAUGAGUUUUACAAUGCCAUUUCUGCAGCCAAAGAUUCAGACCCCUCUUGGAAAAAGGCCAUAUACAAGGUGAUCUGUAAACUGGACAACGACGUCCCAGAGGAGUUCAAGACAUCUUCAUAUUUAUAGGCUGAAGUGGAGAAAUGUACAGGUGAAGGAACUGGUGUUAUUUUAUUUGCAACUUAACAGUAUUAUUUCAUCAUUUCUUGUAAUGAGCUUAGUGAAGUGAAAUGUAGAUGUUUCCUGAAUAAUCAUUUUGUAAAUCUGUAAAAACACACAUGGUUUUAGAAGUUAAGAAUAGUCUAAAAUAUUGGGUAGUUUGCUUUACCAAAAAGUAAUUACUGAUAAAUAUUAAUGUUCCUGUGGAUUAUUCUACUGUUUAGUAUUUAAUCCUAUAAUCUUCUUCAAUACAUUAGCUGUAGAGAAUUACUGAGUUUUAGGAGUGCAGAAAUGUUAUUAAAAAUGUUAUUAUUUAUAGUGUAGCUUUAGUUGAACUGAAUUUUUUUUUUGGCAGUUAUUGUCAGUAUUAGUUUGCUUUUAAAUUCCACUUUUUUCAUACCAGCAUGUUGUGUAAAUUUUCAAAGUGCUGCUGUUGUUUGUUGUAUAAUGAUUUAUAAGUAUGCUGCAAAUUAUUAUCUUGACAGAAUGUGCAUUUAAAAAUAAUGCAACGGGCUCUGAUGAUUUAUAAAGGUAUAAAGGCUGUGUAAAGUACAAUAAGUUUUAGAUAUUUCAGUCACAAACAUUGAACUGGAUGACUAUUGAAAUUAAAG